CCGUGAUACUGACAAAGCUCAGCACCUGCCUGCCUUGGCCAGGCCAGACCCCACGAUCACUGGGGUCUUCCUGAGUUGAGACCCUGGAGGUCUUGUGGGUCCCGACCCUGAAUGUGACCCGGCAGGAUAGGCCCAGUGUACCUGAGGGCAGAGGGCAGUGGCAGCAGUGCCCAGGGGAGGCGGAGAGGGUGAGAGAGCCACACCUACUUGUGCACACAGCCCCUCCUCCCUCCCUGCAACUCUGGGGCUUGCAUACCAAUGGGUGCACCUGUAUGGGUCCCUGUGUGUGUGUACAGGAUCCGAGGGGAAUCAGUGAGGAGUGGAUGGGCAGGACAUGGCUUAUGAUGGACACACAUGCAUACACACAUGCACGUGUACACACAAGCACACAUGUACACACGCACUAUAUACGUGUACACAUGUAUGUGCACACACAUAUACACACAUACAUGUGCACAAUGAUUUAGAUAAUAUGUUUAUUCCAGUUCAAUAAAAACUCUGAAGUCCACACAUAGGACUGCAAUAGCAGUCCAAAGAGCAGAGAGGAGGAGUCAAGAUUAAAAAAACAUUCUGGACAGACAUUGGUCAGGUAGGAAGGCAGAGGCUGUGCCAGAGCGCCUGAGGUCAGGCUGCCUACUGCCUUCUUCUGGCUGCUCCCUCCUCUGCCGGAGCAGGUGCCACACUCAGGUUUCCCUGCAGCCGGUCUGUGUGUGACCCCGCAAAGCCAUGUGGCUGUGGCUGGCGGCCCUCGUGGGCCUGUACUACCUGGUGCGCUGGUACCGGGAGAGGCAGGUGGUGAGCCAGCUCCUGGACAAGUUCGUCUUCAUCACGGGCUGUGACUCGGGCUUCGGGAACCUGCUGGCCAGACAGCUGGACAGGAGGGGCUUGAGGGUGCUGGCUGCGUGUCUGACGGAGGAGGGGGCCGAGCAGCUGAGGCGCCAGACAUCGGACAGGGUGGAGACGGUGAGCCUGGAUGUCACCAAGACCGAGAGCGUCGCAGCCGCCGCCCAGUGGGUGCAGGAGCGCGUGGGAGACCAAGGGCUCUGGGGCCUGGUGAAUAACGCUGGCAUCUCCAUGCCCACGGCCCCCAACGAGUGGCUGACCAAACAGGACUUUGUGGACGUGCUCAACGUGAACCUGCUGGGGAUGAUCGAGGUGACCCUGAGCCUGCUGCCCGCAGUGAGGAGGGCCAGGGGCCGCGUGGUCAACGUCUCCAGCGUCAUGGGCCGCCUGUCGCUGUUUGGUGGCGGCUACUGCAUCUCCAAGUACGGUGUAGAGGCCUUCUCGGACUCCCUCAGGAGGGAGCUGUCCUACUUUGGGGUGAAGGUGGCCAUCAUCGAGCCCGGCUACUUCAAGACUAGGGUAACCAGUAGCGAGAGAUUCAUCCAGAGCUUCAGGGGACUGUGGGACCGGGCCAGCUCAGAGAUCAAGGAGUUGUAUGGCGAGAAAUUUCUGGCAGCCUACAUGCAAUCAACUAAAUCUAUGGAGCAAAAGUGCACAGAGGAUCUGUCCAUGGUGACGGACUGCAUGGAGCACGCGCUGACCGCCUGCCACCCCCGCACCCGGUACUCCCCCGGCUGGGACGCCAAGCUCUUCUACCUCCCCAUGAGCUACAUGCCCACCUUCCUGGUGGACGCCAUGGUCUACUGGGGCACCCCACGGCCAGCCCAGGCCCUGUGAAGCCUCACCCGGGGCGCCUGGUGGUGCAGAGCUGGACGUUGAGUGACUCUCUGCUAUGGCCAGGGAAAGCAGCCGAAGAUGAUCCAAGUGCUUGGGCCACUGCACCCAGAGGAGGCUCCUGGCUUCUGAUCAGCCCACCUCUGGCCAUUCUGACCAUUUAGGGAGUGAACCAGAGGAUGGAAGACCUUUCACUUCCUCUGUCUGCAACUCUCUCUCUCAAAUGAAUAAAGAAAUAAAAAAUCAA
This is a messenger RNA of Lepus europaeus (European hare), 1924 nucleotides long. Its product is annotated as retinol dehydrogenase 16-like. The record is from RefSeq and is a predicted model, not a curated record. Gene Ontology annotation, molecular function: oxidoreductase activity. Lineage: Eukaryota; Metazoa; Chordata; Mammalia; Lagomorpha; Leporidae. The transcript has 5 exons. Bases 727 to 1680 code for a protein of 317 amino acids.